Molecule: messenger RNA, 8117 nt
Organism: Gaeumannomyces tritici R3-111a-1
Lineage: Eukaryota; Fungi; Ascomycota; Sordariomycetes; Magnaporthales; Magnaporthaceae
Exons: 1
Coding region: 113-7759 (2548 amino acids)
Source: RefSeq, a predicted model, not a curated record
ACUGGCUUUUUUGUCCCCAGGCUUGUUUAGCUCGACGCAGCCAGGAUCGGCCGCUGGUUGGUGCCUAGGCCCGCCCGUUUUGAUUUUUCUUCUUCUGGCUGUUAAGCUCGCCAUGUCCGUGCCCUUGGCCGCUCACAGGAACAACGCCGAUGGGUCUGGUGGCCUCGCCCUACGACCCCAGCAAUUUGAUCCAACGCCUAGCGGCGCUGGUGGCUUUCACGAGCAGUAUCACCAACACCGUCCUUUAGGGCGCGAGGUAGCAGCAGUAGGAGAAGCAGAAGCAGAAGCAACCACAGCAGCAACAACAGCAGACACACCUGCUGCUGCUCGUGGCCACGAGACGACGGCACCUCUCCCUCCGUCCACAUACAAGCCGCCGCCGCCGCCGCCGCCCUCCCCACCGACGACAGUGCCCACUGGAGCUGGCCUGCAGGCAGUCGCGGCAGGGGGCCCCAUCCCAAUCUCCGCCUGCGCUGCAGCCGCUGCGGCUGCCUCCACUGGCCCGCACGGCCCAGAGCCAUCAUCCCAAGCGUCCUCGCGGCUGGCCCCGUCCGAGCUCGAGCACGCCCCCAGGUCCAAUCCGUCGCCGCCCGAUUCCCCGCGACCAUCACUGCAGUCGCCCGCCGAGCCAUCAGCGAGCCGGCCGCCGUCGUCGCCAACCACCGUCGACGACUCGUACUUCUCCCCAUUCCAGUCGCCAACAAGCCUCCAGCAGCAAUUGCGCUGCCGUGAACUGUCCACCAAGCCCAAGCUCCAUAUCCCCCGCUCUCGGCUGGCCAGCAGGCAGAGCAAAAGCUCUCACCAGCCCUCACCCUCCUCCACCUCCACUUCUGCCGCCGCCACAGACGACGACAACACCCCCGUCGUCCCAGUCGCACUCCGGACGCGGGCUGCCCCCAACACCCAUCGGGCCAGUCCUCGCCAAGUCACACGCCCUCCUCUGGGAUCCGAUCAGAAUCCCCCGACACCCACAUCCCCAGCCGCCGCCCUCCCGGGAUCGCCUGACGCGCCUCCGCAGCCGCCGGCCAGAUCCAGCGCGCGGCCGUCCGUCGCGUCGCCCGCACCACCGGCAACCCCUAUCUCCGCGCGCCCUCCCGACGCUGCCGAGUCGGACGACGACAGCCACGACGACAGCCACGACGACAACGACGAAGCAGCCGACUCGUCGGACGCCGAUCAAGAAUCGCGCUCCUCGGAGGAGGAGUGGACGCUCGUGACGCCGCAGUCGGUCGAGCUGACGCCGGCCAAGGGACAGCAGGUCCGCAUCGCCGCGCCCCGCCGGGGAUCCGCCACCAUGAUGAUGCAGGCGGCGCAGAAGCAGCAGCCGCCGGCGGCGGUGGCGCCCGCGCAGCGCCAGGCCACCAUGGACGCGCAGUCGCUGUACGACGGCCAGGGGUGGGGGAGCCCGCAGCAGCAAUACGUGCAGCACAUGGCCCAGGACCACCAGAUAUACGUCCAGCAGCAGCAUGCCCAUCAGAUCGCUCAUAAUCAGCAGGUACAUGCGCAGAACCAGCAGGCAUAUGCACAGCAGCAGCAACAGCAGCAGCAGCGACAACAACAACAGCAUUAUCAGCCACAGCCACAGCAACAGCAGCAGCAGUCGCCGCCGCACCAGCCGCACCCGCAGCAGCAAAUACCGCAGCAAGUACCGCAGCAGUAUGGUCAGCCUAUGCAACAAUACCAACAACUCCAGUACCAGCAGGCGCCGCAGCAACAACAGCAGCAACCUCAGUUCCAGCAGUUCCAACCCCAGCAGCAGCAGCCCCAGCAGCAGCAGCCCCAGCAGCAACAGUUCCAGCUGCCGUCGCAUCAAAUUCAACAGCAACAACAAAGUAACCGCGAGGGCGGCCCAGAGCGCCAGACAUCCUUUAUUGGCCUACCCCUAAUACGACGCAGCUCAACUUUUGGCGCAUCAUUGGGCAGGUCGCAUGAGGAUUUCAGGGGCAUCACUGGGACACCCAGCCCAGAUCCUAGCCAGGGUGGGCAAAAUCUUUCUUCUCAUGGGAUUAACAAUGGCAACAGCAAUGGAAACCGACCUCCGUUCCCCAACAUCCCCAUUCCGCCGAUUCCCCAAGACCCCGAGCCUGGCACAGGCACCCAGCUGAGCUACACGCAGACGCCCUUGAACACCUACCGGCCGCAGUUCCCCUACAACCCGCCGGGCCAGACGGGCAACUACCAAAUACAGUCGCCUGUUGGCCAGCCGGGCAACUAUGUCGAAGGCGGGUGGUCGUUGCCGACGCCAGUAGCGACGAACCCACCACCAGGCCAGUCGUUUGGCGGGCGACAACAGCCCCAGCCUCAAAGACUGGAACUGCAACAGGCCCAGCCGGCCGCACCAGCGCAACAGCGGACAAACGCGGGUCCUCCACCCAGCAUGAACACCGCGGGCAACGGCGCACCUCAGAAUACCCCUAGCCAGGAGACACAGCCGCCCGUCAAGCGUGUUCCUGUGUUCAACCCUCCGAUCAACAACGGCAACCCAGUCCAGAGACUGCCACCGACCGGCGCCGGGGGGACGGGCUGGAAGCUGGAGGAAUCGCGUCUCUCGGAGCCCCUAGUGGUGAGGUCGCGCCCCUCGGGAAAUAACUUGGGAGACCAGUACGCCCUAGACAAGGAGACGGGCGCGCCGAGCAGAGUAUCAACAUCACCACCGGACUCGCCGGCACGCCUGCCCCCUGGGAGCAGCCAGUCGGCAGCCUCAUCGGUUCCAGGACAGCCGCACCAGCUACAGCAGAUGCAGUAUAUGCACCAGCAGCCUUCUUCGCCCGUAUCGCAAUUUAACCCCCAGCAGCCUGCUCCUGGUCCCCAGCCCAUCGCGCAACCGGCGCAACAGCAGGUCAACACCCUGUCCCCCUUGCAGCCUCCAAACCCACACUUUGUUCAUGAUGGCCUCGGUCGUGUUAGAACUAAUGACUCGACCCUUUCGGGGUCAGAAGGCCGCGCGUCGAGCUUACUGGGCAACCUACGCAGCAAGUUCCAUAGCGCCGGGCCUGACGGAGCACAACCGGGUGCUAUCAGGACUCAAGGUGACAACGUCUCACUCGCCAGCAUCGGGAGCGGGGAUCUGCCGAGCAGCCCCAAGAAAAAGACCCGCAAGCGUUCGUCGCUGUUUGGACUGAAGGGAGAUGGUGCGAAGGGUGAUGAUGCGCCACCAAGCAGCAAGGAGAGCAUCAUCGCCCACUCCUCGCAUAGCGCAGAUCCCAGGCAGGCUCCCGCCGUGCCGGAGAAGAAGCAGGGGUUCUUCAACCGUGUCAGCACUGGCCUUGGUGGGACUUCGAUGGAGCAGCCACCUAGCCAGCCGCCUCGUACUCAAACGCAACCAGGGCCCCAGCCUACCGGGUUCCCAGGAGAGCCCAACGCGCAGACUGCAAUGCCUCAACAGUUUGGUAUGCCGCAAAUGCAGACACCGACGCAGAUGCAGAACCCCGGUCUGCCCCGCACUUCGACCUCGGAGGUGGCCCCGAACGGCAUGCCACAGCCUCAGGCCGACCAGAUGGGUCAGCCUACGCACCGCUUCAACAAGCUGACCAACUUCCUCGGGGGCGGCGGCGACGGCAACAAGCACCAGCACCAGUCUCAGGUGCCAGCUCCUAGUAUGGGGAACUCGCUUCGACCUGUCCCUGAAGGCCUACCCCUGAGCCAGUCUCCGUAUAAUUCGGGUCCUCAGCCCGGUUUGGGCGGGCCUCAACCAGGCGGCCCUAAUCAGCAGCAGCAACCAGUUGGGCCUCAGGGACAGCAGCCUACCGGUUCCGGGCAGCAGCAGUCUGCGAUGCCUGUCUAUCAGCAAUCACAGCGCCCGGGCCCGCCGCCUGGAGGUCAAGUCCAGCAACCACAACAGGCGUCACAGCAGCAAAACCCUGGGUUCCAAGGCCCUCAGCCUGGCAUGCCUGGACCUGGCCAGAACGCGGCAAUGCCAGGCUCUGGACUCGUGGGCCCUGCCGGCCGGGAGCGGAGCAGCACGGUCGGCUCACGCCCGAUGACGUCGGGCAUGCCGUCUCAGGCACCCGCCGAUCAGGGGCCGCCUGGAAGGACGUCGAUGAACCUGGCUCCCCAGCUCGCCAAGGCUCAGGCGCCGUCCAUCGCCGAAUCCGACCGUAGCCGAAGGGUGUCUGCCGGAAACAUCCUGUCCGGAAUCUUCGGUAGGAAGGGGCCAAAGGCGCCCAAGGCGCCCAAGGACAAUAGGCCUCAGCCAGGCACCAUGGUGCCCCUUAGACAGUCUGGCCCUAUCAAGCAGCCUCAGCCGCAGCCUCAGGUGCAGACACAGCAACAGCAACCUGGACAGCCAGAUAACAACGCCCCAGGGCCUCGGGGCGCAGGUCCCCAGAGCCCGGGAGGAGGCCAAACGCACAUGGUGAUGGUCAGGACACCUGACGGCCAGACGAUGAUGGUGCAUUCGUCAUUCCUGCUACAAAUGCAGCAGCAACAGCAGCAACAGCAGCAGCAGCAGCAGCAGCAGCUACAGCAGCAACAACAACAGCCACAGGGUGUCCAAGGUCAGCGUCCGAACCCCGUCGGCCAGCAACCACAGCCUGGCGCGCCGCAGUCACAAUCGCCCCCUGCCCAGUGGCCUCUUGGACAGCCACAGCAGAAGCUUCCUGUGCCUCAGCAACAGCUUCCCGUGCCUCAGCAGCCUCCGCGGGAGCAGCUGCCUGUGCAACAACAGCAGAUGCCGGCGCCCAGGCCAGGUCCGGGACAACAGCCCCAGCCGCCCACCCAAGAGCGGCAGUCGCCUCAGCCUUCUGUCGGCUCGGACCACCGCACGCUGCCGUCGCAAAUGGGUCAGGCACAGCCAAGCAGUCCGCUGCAGCCGUCGUCGCCCACGAUCCAGUCACUCCAACAUCCGACACGGAAGCCAGUGGGUUCGUUGCCGCGUGAGUCCGGCGAGGCUGGUAGUCCUGUCGAUAGCAUGGGACGGGCGCGGGGCGUUUCUGUCACGUCGUAUGACCAGCACCCGCACCUCGCCGCCCACGCAUCUCCUCCUCCGCAGCAGGCAGGCCACGUCAGGAGGGUUUCCACUCCGUCGAUGCAGAACAGCCCGCCCGCCCAGCCUGCCAGCGUUGCCGGUCCCCAAGGGACGUCAAUUCCCGAGAACCCCUCGGCCCAGGUCACCCCGUCGACCACCCCUGCACCACAGCAGGCUCUCCAACGCCCGCAAGGCGGGGGUCAGGUUCCUUCGCCUUUGCCCAGUCCCGGCUACCCGCCGCAGGGCGGCAUGCAGUCGCUGCAGUCCACGCCCCAAACGGCUCCGGUGGUCUUGGCAGGUCAGCAGCGGAAUGCUGGACCUCAGCCGGCGCAACAGCCGCCCCAGCCGCAACAAGGCCAAAGGCCGGUUGCCCAGCCUAUGGGCCACCCUGUGGUCAUGCAGCAGAACCCGCACCUCCAGCAACAGGCGCUGCCGGACCAGUCCCCUCCGAUCCCGUGGCAGACCAACAACGUCCAGAACAGCGCUCGGCCUGGGCAGGGCCCCAACGGGACACCGCCGGCGGAGCACCAGAGCACCCUGUCCAAGUUCUUCAAGGGCCCCAAGCAGCCACAGCAGCAAGGCCAGCCCAAGACCAAGAAGAGCAUCUUCGGGUUCAAGUCGUCCAAGUCGUCUGAGCCUCCGGCCAAGUCCGACUCGCCGCCUCUGGGGCCACCGCCUGGCGGUCCGCGAUAUGGCGACAACCCUCCACGUAUUUUCGGGCAACCGAUCAACGGGGGUACUCCGCAGGGCAUUCCCCAGGGCGGUCCUCCCUCCCAGCCCGGCCAGUUCCAGCCAGUUCCGCUGCAGCCCGGUCAAGCGGCUCCGCCGAGCCAGGUCCAACAGCCUGUUCCAGGUCGUCCUUCCCCUCCUCAAGGCGCAGUUGCAAACCAGAAUGGGUCGCCCAACCCAUCCGUCCAAGGGCAGUCUCAGUUUGCACAGCCACCGCCGCAACCGCAGCAGGUACAGAGACUCCAAGGCCAACAGUCGCAACCCAGCGGGCCAGACGGAGCACUGCCGUUCCCUCACUCGCCCGCCAUGUACCACUCACCCGGCGCCGUGCCUCAGCCUCUCUUCCAGGCCCAGCCCAGACCCGGGCUGCAGCAGAAGGCGCCUGCGCGCUCCUCGGAGCCCACGUACGAGUCCGUCCCCGUCCCGGCCGGUUAUGCCAAGGUGCACAGCGAGGGCCGGGUGGCGCACAACUCUCCCUAUCUGGUCAACCAUGGACAGGGCUUCCAGCCGCAGUACCCGGGACAUCCGGCAACGGCCAGCCCGCAAAACACUCCGCCGCAGCCCCAGGGGCCGCAGCAGCGUGCGCUACAGGGACAAUUUGCGGACGGCAGCACUCCCCCGAUGCCCCCGCCGCAACAGUCGACGGGAAGCUACCCACUGGGCAUCCACAGCCCGUCGCCGCCUGGACAGAGCAACGGCCAGUUUGGAGGCCAGGCUGGCGCGUACCAACAACAAAACGCGCAGUUUGCAAACCAGAGCCCGGAAGGCCAGGGUCAGCAGUACCUUGGCCACUCUAUUACGCCGUCCCUGUCGGGUGGCACGUUCAUGAGUCCCUCAAUGAUGGGAGAAAAUGCUUUCAACGGGACCCCGCCACAGCAGCACGGCUCUCACCACCAUAGCUCGCAGGGUGGCUCACCGGCACCGGCAACCUCGCCAUAUGGGCCACCUCAACAGCAACAACAGCUUCCUGGGCAACAACAACCAGCCCAUGGGCACACUCCGCCUCCGUCGUCCGCAGUCAGCAACGUCGCACCGUCCGGCGCUUUCCAGCCUGGCAGCGGACGGCCGUCACCAGCUCGCUCGCCUGAGUCUGUGCAGACGGCAAAUUCGACGCCACCGCCUCUGAUACAGCACCCCGGCUCUCCUCACGGCUACCCUCUCCCGACCUCUGCUACGACCUUUUCGCCCGUCAACCCUGCCGCGAGCCAGAUGCCGAAUCCGCCACUGCCACAGGCGGGAAUGGCCGAGACCGCGCCGGGUUUUCCUCACCAGCUGUUGCAAAACACACAGCCACCGCAACGGCAGCCCAGUAUGGUCAGCCAUGCCUCGUCGGUUGAGCAAAACGGGUCUGCGAACAUUGUCUCGCGGAUGGUCAGCGGUGCAGGAAACGAGGGCUACAGCAGCAUGGUCGUCUCGUCUAACGAGACGUCGCCCGCGCCGGAGCAGCACGCGAUGAUGCGGCCCAUCAACCCACAUCAGGCCAACCAGGUCCGCGGCGCCGAAGAGGAGAACAUCUACGAUGCAUCACCUCGCCUGCCCGUGACGCAGGCCCCGUCGCCUCCGGCAAUGCAGGCUCCUGUAAUGCAACAGCACCAGCACCAGCAGCCCGAGACAUCCCGCUCCAGAACCGCAUCUCCUCCCACCCAGGCUCCCCACGUCGCGCCGGUGCCUUCACAGCCGGAGCCGGAACAGAAGACCCUCGGGGCGGUCGUGAUCCCACCGUCGCCCGGCAGCGAGACGCCGCCCUCGCCUAUCGACGAGGAGCACCGGGCCGCGCUGCGGGCGGCGGGCAGCGAGGCGGACCGGCAGCACCUGAGCGUCGAGGGCGGCGAGCUCGGGCGCAAGCCGACGAUCCGGGCCACGUCGGCGGAGCAGUUCGAGGAGGCCAAGCGCAGGCAGCUGCUGCGCGACCUCGAGGAGAAGAUCCCCGUCGUGAUCCAGGAGGACGAGCCCCUCGCGGCGCCGCACAGGGAGGAGGACGGCGGCGCGCCAAAGAUGAGCGCCACCAGCUACCCGGGCCAGGAGUGGAACCCGUACGGCGACUUUGAGAACUGGGAGGAGUAGUUUUGGGGUGUGUCUGAAUUUUUUUUAUUUUUUUGUUCCAUUUGUUUAUCUAUAAUGUCCAUGUGUCUACCUCAUCUCCCGUGUCCGUCUAUUCUGCCAUCUGCUCUCGCCGUCUCCUUUUCUGUUGCUCUCCCCAAAACAAAAUCUUUGAUCACAUGAUAUCUUCACAACUAUUCACCCCGCGGCCGCACAUAAUCUGCAUAUAUGCACUGCCCGUCGGGCGUGGCUGCGUUUCAUUUGUCUGGUUCUAGUGCUAUUUUGUGUAUUUUGAUGAAGGAAUAAUGGAUAAUAUACAAGUAGCUAAUGCUCGAGAUGUGCUGUCCAGCAGAACCCAAUUCCCGACGUGUAUGUCUCUCCU